AUCUCCCUAAACCUAGUGAGCUGCGUGAACUGCAGUAUAACCUCUCCUGCACUACUUCCGGUUAAUGUCGAUAAGUAGGAAAUAGCGCUGUCGCCAUUUUGAUGUUCUUUACCAGAGAGGACUCGUAGGCUCCACCAUGAGUUCUUUAAAGCUGCAAAAGAGGCUGGCUGCCUCUGUUAUGCGAUGUGGUAAAAAGAAGGUGUGGUUGGAUCCUAAUGAAAUUAAUGAAAUUGCAAAUACAAAUUCCCGGCAAAGUAUUAGGAAGUUGAUUAAGGAUGGUCUCAUCAUUAAGAAACCUGUAGCUGUUCACUCUAGAGCGCGUGUACGCAAAAAUACCGAAGCCAGACGUAAAGGACGUCAUUGUGGUUUUGGUAAAAGAAAAGGUACAGCAAAUGCUCGUACACCAAGAAAGGAUCUUUGGAUUCAAAGAAUGAGAGUUCUUCGUCGAUUGUUGAAAAAAUACCGCGAAACAAAGAAGAUUGAUAGACAUCUGUACCAUUCUUUGUACAUGAAGGCUAAGGGAAACGUGUUCAAGAAUAAGAGAGUUUUAAUGGAAUUCAUUCACAAAAAGAAGGCUGAAAAAGCUAGGGCAGAGAUGCUUUCAGAUCAAGCGGAAGCGCGUCGUACUAAAGUCAGAGAGGCGCGUAAACGUAGAGCAGAGCGUAUUGCUAUGAAAAAACAAGAGUUAUUGCAAUCGUACCAGCGCGAAGACGAAGCAGCUGCAGCGCAGAAGAAGUGAUCUAAGAACCUUACAAAUUAUUGUAUAAAUAAAAUAUAAAAAA
This is a messenger RNA of Osmia lignaria (orchard mason bee), 782 nucleotides long. It is a transcript of the gene RpL19, whose product is annotated as ribosomal protein L19. Gene Ontology annotation, biological process: translation. Gene Ontology annotation, molecular function: RNA binding; structural constituent of ribosome. NCBI's taxonomy places the organism in Eukaryota, Metazoa, Arthropoda, Insecta, Hymenoptera, Megachilidae. The record is from RefSeq and is a predicted model, not a curated record. Gene Ontology annotation, cellular component: cytosolic large ribosomal subunit; ribosome.